UAACAUUGCUAAGAAGAAAGAUAUAAUUUCUAAACCUGAUGUGAGAGAACAUGACUUUAGAAAUGCAAGCAAAUCCUUGGAUAAUUUAAAAUCCUCGUUUGGAGAAUUAGUUAUAGCAGCUAAGCAGAUUAGACCAAAAGGUAUAGAAGGUUUUAUUAAUCCAAGAAUUAAUAAUAUUGCUGUAAUAAUUACAAGGAGGCCAUUUGAUCGAGAUAAUAGGGCUUUUAUAGAAAUUGCCGUGCGAAAUGGUGCGGUUGUAUAUUUUGGCGAUUACAAUCCUCCAAGACAUACAAAAAGGGAUUUAGAUGGAGAAUAUUUGUCGGAUAUGAUCUUUGUAGAUAAUAUAUUAGCCUUCAGUGGUGAUAGUGGAAGCCCUGUAUUUUGUUUUUCAAAAUUUUCGGAUUUGAGAUUGGUAACUAUAAAUGGCAUAUUAGUAGCAACUAGCGGUAAUAUUACUUAUCCUUUUGCUAUGAUGCUACCUCGAAAAAUAAUCCUUAAUAAUGCUAAUUUAGAAAUUAUUACUGGAUUUUAA
Messenger RNA from Racocetra persica, 532 nucleotides. The record is from the annotation of a GenBank genome assembly. Lineage: Eukaryota; Fungi; Glomeromycota; Glomeromycetes; Diversisporales; Gigasporaceae.